AUGGCCUUGCCGCGCGCCGCACGGUGGCCGCCGCCGCUUCUGCUGCUGCUGCUGCUGCUGCUGCCGGCCCCCCCCGGGACGCGGGGCCAGCCGCCCCCCUUGGCCCGCCGCGCGCCGAGCCGGGCACCCCUGGCGGGCACCCCGCUGGCGCGGCCCCCGGAGCCCGGCCCGGAGCGCGAGCUGCAGCCGCCGCCCAAGCCGCCCCGGGAGCGCCGCGGGCCCGCGCCCCCUGACCCCAGCCAGCUGGCCCCCGCGCCGGGCGCCGCGACGCGGCGGGGACCCUCGGGCCGGGUCCCCCGAGGCAGGAGCGCGGCUGCUAUGAGAGGCCAUUGGCCAGAAAGUAACAGUGAACCCCAUGUAGAAAACAUCACCUUUGAUCAGAACCAAGUGGACUUUUCAACAGUGACCUCCAAAGAGGUUGUUCUUGUUCAGACCUUUGGAAAGAACCAUGCUUCUUCAGAUGCUACAGAAAACUUCUCUCUACAAACUGAAACAGCAAAUGCUGAAGGCAGAAAUGACUUUUCAAGGAGAACAAAUUUCACCAUUUCUCUUGAAGGCCCUGAGAUAGCAACAGUUCUGACAUCCCAGAGCAGCACCUUGGCUUUGGGAAGGCCUCGCCUGCCAUCCAGCAGUUCAGGAUCAGAAGGUAGAACUAUCCCUUCUCAAGAGGAGAGCAGGACACCCCAGGGAACCCUGGUGCGGGGGAUGGGGCUCCCAGAAGAAGCGACCUCGCACACCCAUGUGGCUGCCACUUCGGUUGUGAGCCAGUCCUCUGCUCCUGCUUUGGAGAUGGGAGAAGAGACCACAGUCUCCAGGAAGAGCAACUCCUUGCGAACAGAGCGCUCCUGGGCCUAUUUUUCCAGGACUUCCUCCCCUGACUCUGACCAUGUCUCUUCAUCUAGAAUUAUGGAAGAGUUUAAUACCACUGCUCUCCAAGGCUCCUCCAUCAGGCAGACAGUGGGAGUGCAUGUCGCCACCGCAUUCCCUGAUGGUGUCCCAGAAACUGUCAGUAUGGAACCUCUAAACAAGACUGAAACUUUCCCUGAGGACUUCAGAAUUGCCACAGCCUCAGCAUCAGUCCAUUCUUCACCCUCUGAGGCAGAAUUGAGAAGAAACAGUGGAGCCAUCGGUAAUAUGGAAGGUGGGAAAUUCAUCGAGCAAUCCACAGAAAAUGCAUUUGGCCUUACGUCUUCUGAGGUCUCGGUAGGAUUUUGGCAAAAUGAUUCCCCAACUUCGGGUGGUCGUCAGCUUGUCAGCAGCUCUGAUGUGGCGAGCAGAAGUGGGGCGUCGCAGACAGAGGCAGUGUCCAGGCCAAUCCCUUCAGUGAGAGGUGGAGAGAGAACAGCUCCCUGGUUCCUGACGGAGAGCGAAACAUUUACAGAUGUGACAGGAAGCUCUACUUCCUAUCCUGAAGUUGUGAAUGCUUCAGUUUUGACCCAAUUCUCAGCUUCUGCCCCACAGUCCAGAGGAAGUGACACAACACUGCACGAGAGGAAUUACUCUGAACCAUCCGCCCGGUUUCUGUCUUCAUCUUCCUCAGAAAGCCUGGAUUUCUCAGCAGCACCACGUGCCACUGAAGAUGGCCCCAAGCUGGGGGCCAGCUCUGAUGUGGAGGAGCGGACACCCAAGGGGACUUCUGGUGCUCGAGCUCUGGGCACACACACGUCAGCUACUUUCACUGGAAGCGGAGAGCGCAUGCUACGGUCUCUCACCAAUGGAAGCACGACUUCCAGGGGAGAGGGGCGCUCUGCGGCCGACCCAGAAACAGAGAGUGCCACGCACGGGGACACGACAGUGACUGGUGAUGCCCACCUGGUGUCAGGCUCCCUGCCCGUCUCACAAGUCCUUGGAGUCACUGGCGUCAGCAGCGAUCAAGUGAGUGGCACAGACAUUGAGCAGAGGACUUCCAGUGACCUCACAGACCACACCUACGUUUCAUCUACUUUCACCAAAGGAGAACGGGCAUUACUGUCCAUUACAGACAACAGCUCAUCCUCAGACAUGAGGGAGAGUUCCACUUCCGUUCAGAUCUCAAACUUUUCACAGUCAGACCAUUCUUCCUCUUCUCUGGUCCACGUGGGAAGAGAGAAAGUCUCACCCGAUGUGGGGGAAUAUGCUCAACCUUCCACAGAGUCACUGGUUGUGCGCACGGCCCACCCUCCAUCCUACACACCCACCGUUCAUGUGGAAGACACCUGGGUUCUUCUGGACGCUGAUGCUGGACCGGUUGGCAACUCAUCUUCUUCAGGGUCCUUGUUGCCUCUGCCGUCAGUGUCACAGUCCUACCAACCAUUCUCAUCAUUGUCAUCCACCAGGGCCACCACUCACCCACAGCAGUCCACCCCCAGGACUCCCCCACCUUUAUCAUCCUCACCACCACCUUCACCAGUAUCCAUGACCACGUCGACCUCUGUGUCCAUAUCCCAAACAACCUCACCACUGUCACUUUCUACCGUGAUUCUGCCCAGGGCCAGGGACACGCCUGUGACUUCAGUUCGUGUAUCAACAGUGGCCUCAUCUGUGGCCAUGCUCCCCAGUAGUCAGACGACAGGCUCUACGAACCAGAGCGGCUCACACCAUGAGAAAAUCAUGACGGAUUCAAAGCUACCAAACCCAGUGUCUCUGCCCACGGAGGCCACCAAAGCUGUAACAGUGAGCUCCACUUCAGGGAUUCCUCUGCCUCCGGCCUUAACAGAGUUCUCUCCUGAGCACACCCUUCCAGUCACAAGCACCAGCUCAGCCCAAACAUAUCCAAGUUUGACAACCUCCGCUCCCAAGACCUCUCCUUCUCCCGGGCCCACUGCCAGCCCCCCAUCAAGCAUAGCAGCUCCGACAGCUGGCCCCACCACGGUACAGGCUACAUCUGGAAAACCACCUGUGCCAACCAGUCCUGAAAUUCUAGUGUCACGUAGCUCAAGAGAAGGUGCGACCACUACACGAGGGGACCCAGAGCAUCUAGAUGCUACCACCCAAUUGGUCCCCCUGAUCAGUAUACCUACAACAGCAAGAGACGUGACAACAGGGCUUGGCACUGGAGAUGAAUACAGUCCAGCUUCACAUUUCCUCAGGACGUCUCCUUCCCAAACCACAGAUGUUUCCAUGCCUGAAAUGUCGCCUCCUCGGUCUCAGAGCAGCACACAGUCACCCGUGGCUUUGUCGUCUCCAGCCUCAGUUAACAGCUGUGCCACUAACCCUUGUCUCCAUGAUGGGAAAUGCCUUGUGGACCCCACCAGCCGUGGGUAUCGUUGCAUAUGCUCACCUUCCUGGCAAGGGGAUGACUGCAGUGUGGAUGUGAAUGAAUGUCUCCUGAGCCCCUGCCCGCCCCUAGCCAUGUGCAACAAUACUCAGGGAUCCUUUACCUGCAAGUGCCCAGUUGGGUACCAGUUGGAAAAAGGAAUAUGCAAUUUGGUCAGAACCUUCAUGACAGAGUUGAAAUUAAAGAAAAGUUUUCUAAAUACCACCAUGGAAAAGCACUCAGAUCUCCAUGAAUUUGAAAGUGAGAUCACUAAAAUGUUAAACAUGUGUUUUUCAAAGUUACCCGGUUAUACUCGAUCCACUGUUCAUGCUUCUAGGGAGUCUAGUGCAGCAGUCAUGUCACUGCAAACCACCUUUUCUCUGGCCUCCAAUGUGACGCUGUUCGACCUGGCCGACAAGAUGCAGAAGUGUGUCAACUCCUGCAGGUCCUCUGCUGAGGUCUGCCAGCUUUUGGGAUCUCAGAGGCGGAUCUUUAGAGCCGGCAGUUUGUGCAAGCGGAAGACUCCAGAAUGUGACAAAGAGACCUCCAUCUGCACUGAUCUGGAUGGCGUGGCGCGGUGCCAGUGCAAAUUGGGCUACUUUCAGUUCAACAAGAUGGACCACUCCUGCCGAGCCUGUGAAGACGGAUACAGGCUGGAAAAUGAGACCUGCAUGAGUUGCCCAUUCGGCCUUGGCGGUCUUAACUGUGGAAACCCCUAUCAGCUUAUCACGGUGGUGAUUGCAGCAGCUGGAGGUGGGCUUCUCCUUAUUCUAGGCAUUGCACUGAUUGUUACCUGUUGUCGAAAGAAUAAAAAUGAUAUAAGCAAGCUCAUCUUCAAAAGUGGGGAUUUCCAAAUGUCCCCAUAUGCCGAGUACCCCAAGAACCCUCGAUCACAAGAAUGGGGCCGAGAAGCUAUUGAAAUGCAUGAGAACGGGAGUACCAAGAACCUUCUCCAGAUGACAGAUGUGUAUUAUUCGCCCACAAGUGUAAGGAACCCUGAACUUGAACGAAAUGGACUCUACCCAGCCUACACUGGACUGCCUGGCUCUCGGCAUUCUUGCAUUUUCCCUGGACAGUAUAACCCAUCUUUCAUCAGUGAUGAGAGCAGGAGAAGAGACUACUUUUAAGUGCAGAGAGAAGGGGGCCAUUGCUCUGAGCUCACCGCCGGGACUGCUGUUGCUCAGAGGACUGCCCCAGGAGGGGCCGCUGCACAUUGGCUGCUCCCAGGACACACGGAGCCAUGCUUGAGCGGCAACAAAAGUGGGGACAGGUGUGAGGGGAGUGACCACAGCAGAAGGGGGCGCACGGGCCCUGCGGACGUGGGACUGCACGCUGCUCCUUCAUCACCCUCAUUGUUACUGUGAAUGUGAAUGUGGGCGGGUGGGAGCGACCACAGCAUGGCCGCUGGCUUGAGGCAUGACUGUCAGGGCAGGUCACUAGGCAUCAUUGCAAGACCCCAGUGUUUCCUUAGUUUGCACUUUAGUGAAUUGGAUAGGGAAGUCUCCUUUGGGAUUUUUUUCAAGACUGUUUUAGAAAGGACUCUUUUCCUCAGACAUUUCCUUGAACCUCAGUUUGGUGACUGUCAACAAAAUAUGGUCUUCUAUAGUUGUUUUCCUGCCUAGUAUCCACAUGCUAGACAACAGAUAAUGAUGAAAAUACCACUACAGUUUGGAGAUGCUGUAGAUCAACCUACAGUGUUUCAGUCUGUGUUAGAAUGUGCAAGCCAGUCCCCAGAAUGAGGAGUUGCAAUUUGUGAGGCACAGCACACAACUUGUUUGUUUUAUAGUCAAGGUAACACAUUGAUUUCAGAUGACUUUUCCCUUUGUGUUAAAUCUCACUUUGUCAUACAAGCCUGACUGAAUCAGGGCAAAACAACUUCCACCUGGUGCGUGUUAGGGGCCUUCAGUUGCCCUGGAGGGAGGCCUACCAGGCGUCAGCAGCAAAGGCCCUGGUGGAAGAUUUACAGAGCUACAGGUGUGGAUAGUAGGCACUUUUGUUCCUGGUGGCAUUGCAUGAUGCAGGGGUUAGGCACGGGGGGCCUCUGACCAACUUUGAGCAGAGGCUACCACCUAAGGAAUAGAAAUGGAAAGCUGAAUGUAGGUUGGGCCUGAGCUGAUAGUUCACUGCCAGGGGAAAGGCAGCUUGAUGCAGCCCCAGUCACCAAGUGUGGUUAGAGGAAUGGACUGAAUAGGUCAAUUAAAUUUCCUGAAACACCAGUGCUGGCAGAUUCCUGAGGAAGAAUAAGUAACUGGAGUGCGGGCACACGUGAGUCCACUUACCUGCUAAUAUAAUAUCUGACUGGAUCUACAGUCUCAUCCACAACUCUGUGAACUUUCAGCCACUCAAAGCUAUUUAUGACCUCUUAUCCAGUAAUGUUACCUCUUUAUAUUACCACAUAGUUCCCUCCAGAAACAUUCAUGAUUUAAGUCAGCAGUUGAGAGUUUGAGGGUUGAGAGUUUGCCUCUGGGAAGGAAAUUUCACAUGCCUUAUUUAUUAUCGCCAUGAGGUGCUCUGAGGGUGAGGGGGGUUGUGCUCAAUGUCUUUAUUGCUUGUGGAAUUGCAACUGUUCUCAUCACCUACUUUUCAACAUACUGGUUUUGGAUGAAGUGAACACAGAGGUAAAAGAAUUGUCCCCACCCAAAAGCUUGGAGCAUAAUGGCACCACUUUUUUGGAAAUGGUUCAGCCUUUGGAGACAAUUCUAUCCUGGGCAUUUGUUUCUUCACAUUCUCUAAUCUCUUCAGAAAGUUUCCGAUUCCUGUUCUUAUGUCAUCUCCGUCCUAACAGCUUUAAGUACAAACUCCUGCCUCUCAUCAUCUCCACGAGUCCCCAUCACCUGCUGCAGCAGGACUGCUAAUCAGGGGCAGCCUUCAUACUUGUUAAGUUGGACUCAAUACAAUAGAUAUAAAAGAAUGUGGUUUUUAUCAGUGGGUGCCGCCUUAAAAUGACAGCGCAUCACCUUUUUAAUAUCUUGGGUUUUGCAUCUCUCUAUGGAACUAAACAGUCAUGUGUGCCUACCGGCCUGGCAUCUUACUAGAGCUGUGGGCUCCUGCACUCAGCUCACCUGAGCUAGCAGAGCCAUGCGGUGGCCAGCUUCCUAGUUCUUGAGAUAGAUCCUUGCUCUUCCCAGGAUCCAGAGCCACCAUGGGGCCUCUUCCCAGGCGGACAUGUCUGCUGCCUUCAGCUGAUAGCGCAGCAGACAAAGCACCUCCUAGCUCAAGGCUAGAUGCUAUAAACUCUACAAAAUUAAGUGUUGUGCUCCAAAAGCAUUUUUGAGAAAAAUUCCACAGUCCAGAAAAGCGUGUCACGUAAGUACCAAGAUGCUUUCCUAUGAACAGGUUUUGCGCAGUUCAAGAUGAUUGUUUUGUUUUGUUUUUUUUUCCUUUACUGUGAAAGGAGAGGCACCUUGCAAGGUUGAGUUCAUGUAGUACCUGCAGUUUCCAGGAGCCUCGUGUGGGUGGGGCGGGCCUGUCUCAAGAAUAUGAGUAUCCGAGAAGGCACAAAAAUAGCAUGACUAUUACCCUUCAUGGGAGAGUCAGGGCGAGGCCUUCACUCCAUCUCAGGGUUAAUAUCCCAGAGGGGUCUGAGGGGCAAAGGGGAAACAACUGUAAGGCAGUGGCAGCCUGUGGACUGAGGAAUAGGCGGGAGCCCUUAGCUCUGGCGCAGAGCUCCGUGUUGGCCUCCACCCUGGCGUGACAUACAUGUGUAGGGAAAUGCUGUGGCCCUAUGUGGUCCACAAGGCCAGAGGGUGAUGGGGUAAAGGAACACAAUUGCCAUGGGUCUUCUAAACUUCUGUAGGGAAGACCAGGUGACUCAGGGCAGGACCACUCACCACUGGCCUCCAGUGUCUGUGGGUUUUAUUUAAACUCCAAGGAGUCUGUGUCUUAUCCUCUCUGCUCUAUCACUCAGCCCAGAGCACAAGAGACAAUUUAGAACUGAAUAGUCAAAAGCAGCAUGUCUCAUGUCCUGCCUGGACUAGGUUCAGUGCAAGGUGCGAGGCUCACUAUACCCUUGUGAGGUGGGCACCAUGGUGCCUGUUUCUCAGACAUGCAGCCUUCAGAGUGGAGAAAUAACUUGCCUUGGAAAGCUGGCAUUCAAACCCUUCUUCCUGGCUUGCUCACCCCACUGUACGCUCUGCCUCACCUUCGUGGCAGGGGCUCCACCAUCCUGUGUAAAGUCAAAGAGGACGAAAGAGAAUGGUCUUAAAAAAUAAGUUUUUUUUUUUUUUUUAAAGAACCUACUAUUAAGUAGUAACUAAACUAAUGCCAUGAAAUUUAAAAAAAAAGUGAAUCCUGUUUUGAAAAAGUCCUUUCAGACUUCUUAUUGCUUGUAUUUCUUGGACCCUGCAGUCAUCAUUAGUAAACGCAGGGCUGGCUUGUGCUUAGCAAGAAGUGUACUGGUGCGUAGCUCUGCAUGUAGGAGGUGAGAACACAUUCAACUGAAUGUCUUAAAUGCUGACAUUCCUUUGAUAGAUUUGUUUUCAGAAGUAGCUAACUCAUUUAGUGCCAAAAUUUCUGGAUAGUGUGAUCAAGCUGGUUGGAUAGCAUUUGAGGUCAAAAACUAAGGUGUGACUGAAGUUCUUGAAAAGAUAAAUGGGAGCACACGCCAUCACGGUACACGCUGGUUGGGCCCCCAAGAAAACAUCUUCAAAGGAGGAUGUUUGUUCAGAUGUGAAAGUUCCCAGCGCAGACCCCUGAGGGCCAUCCUCACUCAUGGCUGGUGAGUUCCUCCCUUCAUCUCCUGGCUCUCUUGUGAAGCAUCAGGCACCCUGCGACCGUGAACUCAUCCUGAAGAAGCUAGAGUGAGCAGUCCCUGUGCUUCUGGCUUAGGUUAGCCUAAUGCACCGCCAACUAGGGCAUUGACCCAUAGUUCUGAGACACUUGCACUGAUUUUGAAACUAGAGCACUUCUUUGGGGAGAGGAAAAAUGCACAGUUCAGUAUUUUGUAUCUUAUUUAGAAAUACCCUUAAUAUUGGAGAUAUUUUUUCUAUGUGAAAACUUUUGUAGGGCUCAGAGGGAUUUUUUGUUUCCUUCUUGACAAAGUGUCAUUCUGAGGUUUUGGGAAAAGAGAUACAGUUUUGUAGUUAGCUUUUGCAUAUGUGUUCUUUCUUUUUCUUCUCUCAAAUCCCCAGAGAAAGAAAUGGUUAAAUCACUAGGAAUGUUAAAAUAUGAUUGUUAAUUUGUUGUGCUUAAGUAUCUUUUUGAUGUGUUAGAAUUUGUCCUGUGUGGUAUAGACUUGGAAAAUCCUGUGAAACCAAAAGGAACAAUUCAGGCCUAAAAAGAGACUGGCUGUGUCCACUGGGCAUUUUUAAAGAGGACAUUUCAAGGAAAUCACAUGUUAGAUUCUGCUUUUUAUCAGUUUUUGGAGACAUCUAAUGUCCUUCCGGUGUAGAGUUCUUAGGUGGGAAGGAUGGGGCCACAUAGGGAUGGGACGGAAUCGACCUACCUGAGAAACACCCCACUCACUUACUCUGUACUACCUUGUUCUAUUUCUUUAAAAAGAAAGAUGUUUCAUCAUGGGUUGCUGUGGGUUUUGUUAAUGUUUGUGUUGCUGGAUUUAUGGUUAAAGGAAACAUGGCUGGAUUAUGAACAUUUUGAGUUUUCACAUUGUCUCAGAUUUCUCUUUACCAACUGUUAAACCUUAGCCCCUGGUCAAUUGUGUUCAAUUCAUAUGAGAAUGUUAUUUAAAGUUGUAUUAUAAUUGCAACCUCCACUAAUUAUUCAGUACUGUAGCAGCAAAGUAUUAUUUGUAAGAAUUUGGUUAUUUUUAUACUUAUAUCCACUAUAAGUCUGGCGUUCUAGUCAGUAAAAUGAUGCAAUAAAAUAAAUAUCAUUUUCAUUGUGUAUU
Talpa occidentalis (Iberian mole) is the source of this 9080-nucleotide messenger RNA. RefSeq names its product heart development protein with EGF like domains 1 (gene HEG1). Gene Ontology annotation, molecular function: calcium ion binding. The coding region runs from base 1 to 4362 and encodes 1453 amino acids. The record is from RefSeq and is a predicted model, not a curated record. Gene Ontology annotation, biological process: heart development. The transcript has 18 exons. NCBI's taxonomy places the organism in Eukaryota, Metazoa, Chordata, Mammalia, Eulipotyphla, Talpidae.